AUGGCUGAUGAUAGUUGCACAUAUCACAGUCUACUUGCUGUCUCGGGCGGCGAGCUCAAGUUCAUUUCCUAUUCGCUCGGUAUUCUAUCUAAUAUUUUGUGGUACGAGGCCGACGUGCCGAUCUGGAUGUGCUCGUUGCUUGGCGCCGAUGGCCUUCCAUUCGCGAUCGAACGAUGUAAAAGGCCCAUGGCCGAUCGUAACUGUUUGCCAUCGGUGAGAUGCUCAAAAACCCAUCUCACCGGGUGA
Caenorhabditis bovis is the source of this 246-nucleotide messenger RNA. The record is from the annotation of a GenBank genome assembly. NCBI's taxonomy places the organism in Eukaryota, Metazoa, Nematoda, Chromadorea, Rhabditida, Rhabditidae.